GGUUGGGCGUAUUAGUCAUCCGAGUUGGUCUGAGGUUGGGCGUGCUAGUCAAUGGGUGGGAAUAUAAUGGCGUCCGCAAAGAACACAUCCACAAGCGUUGGACCAUCUGCCCCCGGGGAGGGACGACCUGUACAGCAACCUACUCCUCAGUAUAUGCACGCAAAGAGAGCACAAUGGUUUUUGGACUUCGUUGUUCAGGGGGACCUUUUUGGGCCAGCUGUUUUCAUGCGACCCACUUGCGUUACAGACGCUGGGGGAGCGGUCAAUGUUGUUCCUCUCGGUACCGUCGUCUCGUGCGCGAAGACUCCUGGAGGUUUGCUCAAGCUGCACACUAACAACAUUUACGACGAGUGCAGACUGCCUAUCAGAGGUGUUAAAGGUGUGCUGGUGACCAUCAAGAGUUUCACGGGGUACGACUCGAACAUGCCGUUGUGCUCUCACUUCAAAGGCCUUUACGAUGGCGGCAGCAAGCGUCUUCCAUCGCUAGAGCAAUAUCUCGAUCUCGCGCUGAUGGUGCCGAAAGAACGUCCGGUUCUUCUGCCAGAGCAUGUUUUCCGGCUUCUGCCAUCCCGUGAGGGGUCGUCCGGCUUGGCUCAAGAAACUCCAGGUACGGCAGUGGGGCGUGGGAGUCCGAUUCAAGACGCUGGGGGUCAGGUCAAGGGACGCGGCGUUCACACGCAGGUCGGCCCGGAUGCUCCUAGGAACACGUCGGACUUGCAUUCUCAGGGGACUCAACAAGUCAGUACUUCGAAACUUAUCAAGGUCCACUGCGGCGCCGACACGUAUUUGCUUCGAGAUGAGACGAGAAGAGAUUUAAGCAGAUUCGGGCUAGAUGUUGGAGGGAAUGAGGCUGAAGAGAUGGGCGCUGUCCGCGAAAGCUCUGGCGCAGAGCAGACUCCUUCGGAGAAGAAGAGCGAGCGAAGGAGGAUGGUGCGAGAGGAGGUGGCGGAAGGAACCCUCCGCAUGAAGAGGAUGAGAGGAAAAACGGAGGCGGUGAUGGGCGGGGAUAGAGGUGGCGACGGAGAACGUGCCUCGGGAAAGAGGCCGACGAAGGAAGAGGGUGGGACGGCAAGUAAGAAAGCGAGGAGGCCCGACGGUUUGACCAUCCGCGAAGGACAAGCUGUGGGUGGAGGAGAUUCGGCUGAUCUAGGCGCCCCGGCCGUGAGAGAACCUUCGGGGAAAUCGAAAUGGAAAGUGGCAGCUGAAGAAGGCAAUGGCCAGAAGAAACCUCGAAGGCAGAAGACUGCUGAGGCGGCGAGCGGGGGCGAACGGCCUGUCCGUGAGGAGUGCAACGAAGCGGCAGCGUUCUGGCUCGAAUACGAGCGGAACGAUGGCGGUGAGAUCGUGGAGAAGGAGCUCCCCGUCCAACUGCUCAUCGACCCAAGGAAGGUCUGUGACAUCCCGUCUUGGGAAAGAUAUUACAACCACCGCGGUCUAAAUCGCGAAACUGUAGACGACAUCAAGGCUGCGAUGCUGCGUCAAUUCCGCGAGAAAAGGGGGAAGAUCUGGAUGAAAAACCCUUUGGUUCUAGCACCCAUCUACAAGCCGGUGGAGUGUAGGCCGGAGCAAGCUGACAGGGUUCACAAAGAUGUCUUCAAGCCAGAGGACAAGGACGAGUACUACUAUUACCCUGUUAACGGACAACACACCGUGGCCGCUGUGAAGGAGUUGGAGGGUGAGCCAAUAUUUGUAUUGUGGAAGAUGCACUCGUGGCCCGCGAGAGUGGUGUGGUUCUCGGACCGAGAUUUCGCGGGUUAUAGGCAGUGGAUGCCGCUCGUGAUGGCCGGUGAUGACAUUUUCCGCAAAGCCAUGGAGUUCUACGCGAAAUGGGCGGAGGGGAAGUUGUUCGGCGGCGACGGCAAGACGCCAUUGUCGGGGCCGGGCAAAUACAUGCCAGACAAAUCUCCGGGUCUGCAAGCAAUUCCGGGAAUGGGCUCGAAAGGGGCGGCUGGUGAAACGAAGAUGGGGUGGCUUGUCCGGGUACCUCCGCCUCCUACCAAAAAGAAAACGCAAGCGGACGACAAGUUUUUCGUGGUCGUGAAGGAGCCAAACAUGUUCUGUUGGCAGUGUCCCGCCGACAUGACCGAUGUCGAGAAACUGUCGAUCCUUGACGAUAUUCUCGCGCCAAGGGGAGUGUUCGGCACGGUGGAGUACGUGAACACUUGCAAACGUAGUCUUCCGCACGAGAAGGAGUCCAUCGACGACGUGGAGAGAUUGUACGAUAAUGACAGGUUCCCUAAAUCUUUCGAAAAGUCUGUCCGUUCCAUCUUGCGACGGACGGAAGAAGAAGUUCGAGACACGAUCAGGGUCAGCGGGGAUGUGAGGCACAUCAAAUGGCCCGACCUCAACCGGGUGACCAACCUUAUUCCUUUUGCUUUCCCGCCUUCCCAAGCUCACAGUCAGGUCACUGCGAUCCGUGAGGUUGUGCGACAUUACGUGUGUAACCUGUACGUCCUCGGUUUGUGUGAUCCCACACUCCUCACAGACUGGCGAGAAGAUGAUUUCGCCAACUUGCAAGGCCUUCUACAAACAUUUUCGCCAACGCACUGGGCACUUGUGAUCUUUUUCCCCUCUCAUUGGGAGCUCAGUUUCUUGAAAGGCAUGGCCAGGCUUAGCGUCCAUCACGUCAGGACAGGGAAGUGGGUAUGUAAUGCACAAAAGCAGGCCACUGUCCGGGAAGGCAAUAUGUUGGUUGAGGAGUGUGACCGCCUGUACGUGAUAUUUAAUGGCAAAAAGCUGGAAGACAACACAUACGCAGUCUACCCGGCCAGUAGCCCGACAAAGGUUUCCCAUUCCGAAGGUCCAAGUCUGGCCAAACACAUGGUGGCGGCCCGCUCGAAACCUGUGUGCUCAUCGGACCCAUCAGGACAGGCUGUGGCGUGUUUCGACGUGGCGGAAGAGGAAAGGUUCUCUCGUAGCAUGUGGGAGGACGGCGGCGUGACAAGUUCUCAAGGACCUGCUUACGGGGAGAUGGAGUGGAACCCGUCCUGUCUACUUGGUCUACUCGAAAACUUUUGCAAAGCUGGGCAAACAUUUUUUUUCUUUGGGAAGGCGCAUGCGUCUGUCGUGUGGGGACUCCUCCGCACCGGUCGGAACGUCGUCGCGUUGGAGAAGGAGGCGAGAAUGAUCGACUACCUUCACGAGUUCGUGAAAACACGCGUUGCAGACACUCGCAAUGCUUGCGAGUUUGUCCGCACCAUCGGCGAACGAAACUGGGAUCCCAAACGUGACAUGUAUUGGAAAUUGUCAGGGAACAAAAGGACGGACGUUUGGGACUUCCUUUUCGGACCCGAACCGCCUGGUCCGAGCGACCUCGAAUACAGUCGACGGAGAAACCUGGUGUUCGCUGUGCUCAAUGGGUACCAUGGUGCACCUAGGGAGUCUGUCUCGCACUUCCUGAGAAGGCUGGAGCACGUUUACUUCACGCUGGCCGAACCGCUCACUCUCGAAAACUACAAGUCACAGUUUGACGAGGAGGACCCUUUCGACGCUGAAGACAUGGAGGAGCUGAGCGACUCCGAAACAUUCGAUUUCGAGUCCAUGCCACUUCCUCGGGUGGUUGGACAGGUUGGUGAUGAAGAGGAAGGUGGCCCUCGGAGAUAUAGCACGUCCCCUGCCGGUUUGAAGCGUGUGUUUCGGGGCGAACCAGUCGACGACCAAUCGUCUGAUGACGGGGAGGAAGAGAGAGACUAUGAUCAUGAACCUUGUGACAGGCUCCUUGUGGACCAUGACACCUGGCAGAAUGACAGACUCUACUUCUUCGGCAAGCAUCACCGGUUCACGUCGGAGGAUGUCUGGGGACACAACGUCGUCUGGCACCCGAGGAUAUUCCAACCUGCUGUGAGGACUGGAAUAUGGGUCAUGGCAAUAAAGGAGGCCGGUGGCAAGUGGCUGAGACUGAAGAGACUGGGAGCGGGUGCAUUUAAGAGGAAGGCAAGAACUGCUCUAGUGGAGCAUUUGAGUCUCAUGAAACCCGAGAGGAACGAUCAGGACAUCGAUGCGUAUGCAGAACAAAAGCUACAUGAGUUGUACGCCAACAACAUGUUGGAGUUUCGAGCGCCUUUCUACGCACUCGAAACGGCACCGUCUCGUGGCAUUGACUGGCGCAUGCCGCAACCUCCGCCGGCCGGUCAGCAUCCGAGAGGGGGUGGUGGAGGAGACGAAGGAGACGGCGGAGGUGGCGGAGGAGACGGCUCACAGUUUGCCGGAAAGGGGACGGGCGAGACAUCGUCGGUUGAGAAGGCGUCCGGCGGAAAGGGGUCGGGCGGGAAGAGGUCGGGUGGGAAGGGGUCGGGCGGGAAGGGGUCGGGCGGAAAGCGUAGAACGAGCGAAGGUGCGACCUCCGGUUCCCUCGGCUCAGGCGACCGCCACAAACUCCGAAUACAUUCGGAUUUGCUGACGUCGCCGUCCGCCAUAAGUGCUCCUCACGCAACAGUUCCGCAGGGCCAAGAAAAUGUGACGUCCUGGCCCCCGCAUCUUCAGUUGGACACAGGGUUACCGUGCUCGCCUCCUUUCUCAUGUGUUAAGACUCGAGACUGGCGGUCUAGCGACGUGCUGGAGGGGCCCGCUUUAGGAGUGUUGGAGACCGGGGGUAGCGAGAAUGAACGUCACACUCUUGGGGAAGAUGAGCGCUCUCCGGGAACGCGUGCUGUACAUCGGGAAGAGGAGACUCAAUGCUGGCAGUCUCGCAAAGUGUUGGAGACCGGGGGUAGCGAGUGUGAACGUCAUGCUUCGGAGGGUGCGUCCGUGGACACUGACAGCGAGAGUGCAGGAGCUGCGGGGGAAACGCAUUCUGUACAGCGGGGAGAGGAGACUCGACACGGGACGGCUCGUGAAGACGUGAAGUGGCUCCACGCACGAGCGCUGGUGAUCGGAACGUCCAAAGAGGUUCUGCACAGUCACUCGACUGUGGCCACGACGCGAGAGGGUGUCGUUAAGGGAGGUCAGUGGACGUCCAUGCGAGCUCCCGUUCUUGGCGACGAUGAAGACCAAGAAGAACCCGCGGUGGAAGCUCGGGUUCAUGGCGAUGAGAAAGGCGGAAAUCCCAUGGUGGAAGGCGGUGAGGUGACUGUCGACAUCCGGACGGAUCCACAGCGGAAAGAUGGUGAUUCUUCGCCCACCCGUUGCAGUGAAGAACAGGGUGGUCGAGCGUCUGUCCUGAGAACCACUCGGGGAAUGGUGCUUCAUGAAGCCAUAGAGUUGGGUGACGACUCGGCAGCCACCGAGCUGGUUAGCGACUCAGGCGUGGCCGAGAUGCAGAACGUCGAAUCCUCCGUGGAAGGCGGUGAGGUGGCCGUCAGCAUCAAGAUGGAUCUAGAGUGGAAAGAUCAUGAUUCUCCGUCCACCCGUUGCGGUGCUGAACAGGGUGAUCGAGCAUCUGUCCUCAGUACCGGUCGGGAGAUGGUGCUUCAUGAACCCAUCGACUUGCCAAGCGACUCAGCUGCCACCGAGCUGGUUAGCGACACAGCCGUGGCCGAGGUCCCGAACCUCGAAUCGUUCGUGGACGUUGGCGCAAUGGCGCGACAGAAGGGCGAGUUCCCUCAAAGGGCUCCCGAGCACGAUAAGAUUUGUGAAUAGGACCACUCGCAUAUCUAUCAGUAGCUUGCUCUGUGUUCGUCCAAAUUGAUGUCAUGGGCUAAUGUACCCAUUACC
Molecule: messenger RNA, 5652 nt
Organism: Chara braunii
Lineage: Eukaryota; Viridiplantae; Streptophyta; Charophyceae; Charales; Characeae
Source: the annotation of a GenBank genome assembly